AUGGAGUAUCACGGCACCCUGAACAUCGAUGUUCCAUGCUUUAACGCCUCCAAGCUCCAAACUACAAAGCUUUUCUCUCUCGCAACACUAUAUUUACACCUCGACGAUGGAAGAAAACAACACACUACAGAUGUCGGCGUCCGUGGCCGAGGCAUAUCCCGAGCGGGGCCUGAAAGCCUACACGUCAUCCUCGUGUACCUCUCCGAAAACCAACUGGCGGGCUACUCAGAAAGCGAGGUCGGUUCGAUAUUUAGCAUCUUUGCGUUCCUCUUCUUCUUUGGCGGGUUGCAGGUCGGACCCAUCUUCGACAGUUACGGUCUGAGAUUACUGUUGCCCACCGGAGCCUUCGGCCUCGUUAUUUCUCUGAUAUGUUCGAGUUUCUUCAAAACCUACUACCAGUUUCUCCUCGCUUUCAGCGUCCUCGGCGGCAUCGCCUCCUCCAUCUUAUGGACCUCCAGCAUCGCCACCCUAGGGCAUUGGUUCCAGCUGAAUCGCGGCCUCGCGACCGGCCUUGCAACAACGGCUGGCGGCUUCGGCGGCGCCACCUUCCCUAUUCUCUUCAAUCAGCUCACACCAGGACUUGGUUUCGCAUGGUCGAUCCGCUGCUUCGCCCUGCUCAGUGUUUUCUGCUUCCUCAUUAGCUCGCUGCUUCUGAAGACACGUCUCCCGCGAAACAGACAAGCUCGUCUGAUCCUUGACUGGGGCGGCGGCUUCAAGGAUAUACAAUUCGUACUUACCAUGUCCGCCAUCUUCAUCCUUGACUGGGCAGUUCUUGUCCCACCUGCGUACAUCACGACGUACUCCUCCUCCCACGGCUUCAACAACAUAUCUCCUCACAUUCUUGCCAUACUCAACGCUGCCUCAAUCUUCGGCCGCGGCAUCCCCGGUCCAGUGGCCGAUAGGCUUGGCCGUUUCAACAUCAUGAUUCUCUGCUCGGCUGUAUGUGCAUUUUCGAUUCUCGGGCUCUGGCUCAACGCUGGCUCCAGCGCUGUGGUAACCGUCGCAUUCGCUGCACUCUACGGUUUCUUUAGUGGCUCGGCGUAUAGCCUAACCCCCGUGUGUGUGGCACAGCUGUGCCGCACGGAAAAUUAUGCAAGUCGCUAUGGGACUGCGUAUGGGGUCGUUAGUCUGGCCACAUUGGCCGGAAUACCGAUCUCGGGGAAUAUCCUGAGUACAGGGAAUGGCGAGAACUACCAGGCACUGAUACUGUUCUGUGGUGCAGCAUAUGCUGGAAGUACAGGGUUGUUUAUUGUUGCAAGAGGACGUGAAAUUGGCACACUGAAGGAGCUUCGAGCCAUCGAAGCCAGCAUCUGGGCUAAGAUCUUCAGCUUCGAAGGUCUCGGAGGCCAUCUCAGCCUCCUGCGCAAAAGAUCUGAUGACGAGACGCUCACGUAUCUCAUAUAUAUGGUGACGGGACUAAAGGUUGCGUUUGGGGCGAAACUGGCCAAGGCUAAUGCGAAAAAUACGAAGGUCGAUGGCAAGUUGGAUAUGAUAGAUCCCCAAAGGGGGGGCAUCUGGGGGUGCUAG
Molecule: messenger RNA, 1527 nt
Organism: Clonostachys rhizophaga
Lineage: Eukaryota; Fungi; Ascomycota; Sordariomycetes; Hypocreales; Bionectriaceae
Source: the annotation of a GenBank genome assembly